Molecule: messenger RNA, 924 nt
Organism: Knipowitschia caucasica
Lineage: Eukaryota; Metazoa; Chordata; Actinopteri; Gobiiformes; Gobiidae
Source: the annotation of a GenBank genome assembly
AUGGUAAGUAUCUACUACUCCAGCUCGACUCUGCCUGCCCAGCGUGUCAGCUCUCCUCUCACAGGGGGAGGGUCAGGGUCCGGUUCCCCUAGUAAGCUCCAGCGCCUGGGAUCAUCGUCAGACACGCAAGGCUACUCGACCACUCAGCGCCUGCCCUCCGCCUCCUCCCCCAACAAGCAGUCCCCCGCUAACCGCCUGGCCAAGUCUUACAGCACUUCAGUGGACGGGGGUGGGUCUCCCCUAAGGGUGGCAUCUCCCCCCUCCAACUCACCUGCAUCAGGGGGAGGGGCCAGUUCAUCAUCCCCACUUCACCAGAUGAGUUCGGGCAUAGGGAGCUAUGCCACUCUGUCUCCUAAGCGGCUGGCAGCUCACCACGCCUCUGACCAGUAUAAGAUUUCCCAUGAGCUCUACGCUUCGGCCACACUGCAGCGACCUGGGAGUCUGGCAGGUUCUCGCGGCUCUUACAGCAGUCAGCACAGUCAGGAGCCCCUCAGGCCUUUAGGGUCCCCAGAACACCACAUAGACCCCAUCUAUGAAGAGCGUGUGUACCACAACAAGGGCCCUAUGAGGAGUCUUAGCCAGAGCCAGGGUCCUGACUCUGGCCCCUACCGCAACAACACCGCUCCCUCCUCCCCGGGUGUGGACUCCGCCCCUUUACAGCGUACAGGAAGCCAUGGCAACGCCCCGGGAAACUACAGCCGUGGGACCAACAACUAUGCCACCGUGGGACCAGGCUACACCUCCAGCGUGAGCAGCAGCGAUGUCUACGGCUCGGAUCCCUACGUGGCGGACCCCUACCGGACCCUCCAGUACUGCCCCUCUGUGGUGGAAUCGCCCUAUAGCAAGUCAGGGCCCGCUCUGCCGCCCGAGGGAAGCCUGCAGCGCUCGCCUUCCAUCGACUCCAUCCAGAAAGAUCCCAGAUGA